GAGAUGUCUUGGCGGGGUGGCGCUGGGCGGGGCGUCGACCCUCCGCUAUAAAGCGGUCCCGGGGGAGUGCAGAGAAAGGGGGGGUCUAGGUGGCCCGAGGAGGAGUAGCUUCGGGUGAAGAUGGCGGCAGCCGAGGCCGCGAACUGCAUCAUGGAGGUCUCCUGUGGCCAGGCGGAGAGCACAGACAAGCCCAACGCCGAGGACAUGACGUCCAAAGAUUACUACUUCGACUCCUACGCUCACUUCGGCAUCCACGAGGAAAUGCUGAAAGACGAGGUGCGCACCCUCACCUACCGCAACUCCAUGUUCCACAACCGGCACCUCUUCAAAGACAAGGUGGUGUUGGACGUGGGCUCAGGGACGGGCAUCCUCUGCAUGUUCGCCGCCAAGGCCGGGGCCCGCAAGGUCAUCGGGAUUGAGUGUUCCAGUAUUUCCGACUACGCGGUGAAGAUUGUCAAAGCCAACAAACUAGAUCAUGUGGUGACCAUCAUCAAGGGGAAGGUGGAGGAGGUGGAGCUGCCUGUGGAGAAGGUGGACAUCAUCAUCAGCGAGUGGAUGGGCUACUGCCUCUUCUACGAGUCUAUGCUCAACACCGUGCUCUACGCCCGGGACAAGUGGCUGGCACCCGACGGCCUCAUCUUCCCCGACCGAGCCACACUGUACGUGACGGCCAUCGAGGACCGACAGUACAAAGACUACAAAAUCCACUGGUGGGAGAACGUCUAUGGCUUCGACAUGUCCUGCAUCAAAGACGUGGCCAUCAGGGAGCCGCUGGUGGACGUGGUGGACCCCAAGCAGCUGGUCACCAACGCCUGCCUCAUAAAGGAGGUGGACAUCUACACAGUCAAGGUGGAGGACCUCACCUUCACGUCCCCCUUCUGCCUGCAAGUGAAGCGCAACGACUACGUGCACGCGCUGGUGGCCUAUUUCAACAUCGAGUUCACCCGCUGUCACAAGAGAACCGGCUUCUCCACCAGCCCCGAGUCCCCCUACACACACUGGAAGCAGACGGUGUUCUACAUGGAAGAUUACCUGACGGUGAAGACGGGCGAGGAGAUCUUCGGCACCAUUGGCAUGCGGCCCAAUGCCAAAAACAACCGCGACCUGGACUUCACCAUCGACCUGGACUUCAAGGGCCAGCUGUGUGAGCUGUCCUGCUCCACCGACUACCGGAUGCGCUGAGGCCGCCCCUGGCUCUCCCACCCCGGCCGGGCCGGCCCUGCAGGGCCCAGGGGCUGCGAUCUUAGGCGGUUUUCGGGGCUCCCUCUUCCUCUCCCCUCCGAAGGGGGUUUUAGGGGGCCUGGGCUGGGAGGGGGGUGAGGGUACAUCGUGACUGUGUUUUUCAUAACUUAUGUUUUUAUAUGGCUGCAUUUACGCCAAUAAACCUUCAGCUGGGACGA
Messenger RNA from Erinaceus europaeus (western European hedgehog), 1400 nucleotides. RefSeq names its product protein arginine methyltransferase 1 (gene PRMT1). Lineage: Eukaryota; Metazoa; Chordata; Mammalia; Eulipotyphla; Erinaceidae. The transcript has 10 exons. The record is from RefSeq and is a predicted model, not a curated record. Gene Ontology annotation, molecular function: protein-arginine N-methyltransferase activity. Gene Ontology annotation, cellular component: nucleus. Bases 121 to 1182 code for a protein of 353 amino acids.